AUGAAGCGGAGAACGGACUUUAAAAGCAUAUGUGUGGCAACCAUCAUCGGCGUUUUCAGCGGGUACUACAUAUUCAACCCGAUUGUGGAUAAAAUGAAAGAUAAUGUCAACAAUGUGAAUGAAAAAAAUGGAAAACCUUAUGUUCGAAGCGUUAGGAGAAAGGACAGACUGCCCCCGUUAGGGAAUAGCAGUGAAAUUCCCCUAGCAGAGGAAAAUGCUCAUUGCGGGGGUAAGAAGUGGAGGGAGGACGGCCCCGAAAAGUACGCCCAUGAGCCGGGAAAAGAAAAAAUUCAAAUUAAUGCUUAUGAAAUGUCCUUUCCGUUGGCUCCAAACAACAUCGGGACAGAAGAAUGGAAACACCACUCAUCGCACGAUAGAGAGUUCCCUCAAGUGUGUCCACAAGGUGAUGCCACCACUUUACGAAGGGGAAACAAAAAGUUAAGGAAGUUCAAAAUAGUCGCACAUGGGAGAGGGACACCCCUCCAUAGGGAUGCACAAAAUGGGGACGCCGUCGAAGGGGGCAUCAGGACGGAUUACCUAGCUGAUACGUUCUCUGAGGGGCAUCAAAACGGAGAGGAAAUUUGCCCUGAUAGUGGCGAAGCAGGUAAAGGGGCUAACCCAUUUGUGUCCACCCAAGAGGGAGUUACUCACCGGGAUGGAAACAAAGAUGCGGGAGAAUCCACCAACUCGUUCGCCCAGGGUACCAACAAAGAGAGCACAUCAUACGAGUUUUUAAAAACCUUAUAUGGACUGAUCGGAGAGAAAAAGGACAUCUCCGAGGAGACAGCAAAUGACUUAAUUGAACAAAUGAACGAAAUCAUCAAGAUGGAAAAAGACUUAAAAAUUCUGUUUCUUCUCCUACACACCAUGAGUAAGCUCGUGUGUAUCCACGAAUUGGUCGCGAAGUUAUCCUCAGAGAUAGUCAAAGUAAAGGAUAGCGAAUUGCUCUCCAUCAUUCUCCGCAUAGUAGUAAAUUGCCAUUAUAAAGAUGGAGCACUAUUACUCACCCUGAUGACUAAGCUGAAGGAGCAUAUCAAAUUAGGGACAUGUACAACGCUAGCCAUAAGUAACUCCUUUUACAGCUUUGCUCAUUUGUACAGAGAAAAUUUAAUACACUUGGAAGAUAUUCCCAUCGGAGAGAUAAUUCAAAUAAUCGGGAAUUAUAGCAGCUCCUUUUCCCAUGCAGAGCUUUUCGAAGUUAUCGAGGCGUCUCCCCAUUUUGCAAUCAGGAAAGAGAAGUCACAAAAUGGGAGAGUCAAUCAGGCAGAUAAGGCUUCCCAACAUGUUCAUACAAAAUUAACCAAAUUGCUACACAAAGUGGGGAACUACUUAGUAGGAGAAAACAUCGCCAAGAGUACCCCCUUUAAGCAGAUCAGGAUGAUACUGUAUUCAUAUGCCAAGAAUAAGACGUACCAUGAGAAACUGCUCCUGCAUUUAUACCCCCCUACGUUGAAGAGAAUAAAGGGGUACAAUGAGGAUCUCCGAGUGGCACACCAAUGCAGCAGCGACUAUAAUCGUGGGGAAAGCGGCUCCCGAGCAGCGUGUGCAGGGUCAGAAGAAGAAUCGAAGGAGACUCCUCAACUGAUCAGCGAAGCAUCGCAAAACCUGACGGAUGUACUAUACGCAUACAGCAAAUUCAGCAUGUAUAUAGACGAGCUGUACAACGAAAUUUUGCUCCUCCUGCAGCACGUGUACCGACAUAUGGGUUGUUCAGAAUUGUCCCAAUGCUUAAUAUCAUUAACAAAGGUGCACUGCAAUGUGAGGAUCCUGUUGUCCAAAAUACACAUGGAGAGAUUUAAUGUGCAGGUGAAAUCUUACCGAAAUUUUUUUGUCAACUGUACUCCAAUCGACUUAAUGAAUUAUCUCCUAAGUUACAGUAAGAAUCUAUAUUUCGAACGGGACGUUUAUGACAUCAUUGGGGAUCUCCUCCUUCGCGAAAGGAAGAUCAACUCGCUGGAAGGAAGUGAUCUGAUCAAUAUCGUUCAUGCGUAUAGCAAAAUUUAUUACCUGAACGGCAAGGUGUUUUCUGCGGUGGAUAAUAUUUUGUGUGCAAGGCUUGACAACAACGCAAAUUAUUUGUCCCCCGAGGAGGCCAUAAAAUAUUUAAAUUCGUGUGCGAAAUUGUCCUAUAAGAACGAUAAGAUGAUUUCCAGAAUUGUCGAAAUUAUCCAUAGGAGCAAUUUUGUUAAUAUCGAGAUUUUUGAGCUGUUUAAGAUGCUCAAAAGUGUGAAGAGGCUACACGUACCAUUUGAUCGGUUGGAGACGCACAUCCGAAUGCUCGUGCCCAACGUCACCUUCGACUUCGGCACGUACAGCAACCAUUACUACAGGGCCCCCAAGGAUCUCCACGUGCGCAGGAAGAAGUGGGUGUGGUAG
Plasmodium inui San Antonio 1 is the source of this 2376-nucleotide messenger RNA. RefSeq lists its product as hypothetical. The record is from RefSeq and is a predicted model, not a curated record. Lineage: Eukaryota; Apicomplexa; Aconoidasida; Haemosporida; Plasmodiidae. The coding region runs from base 1 to 2376 and encodes 791 amino acids. The transcript is spliced from 2 exons.